GAGCUGUGCACACUGGUUGCAAACACGGAAACGCAGUGAAGUCUGCAGUACGUCCGUGUUGUUUUAUUCCCUUUUGUAAUCGCAUGCAAUUCAAUCGUCGCUGUUUGAAAAGCAGACAUUGUUCGUACAUCACAAAGUAAGGGCGUCUGUUACGCCUUUCUCCGUUUUUUCUAUGGAUUCAAUGCAGAUUCUGUCAUGGGCCUGCAUCGUGUUCACAGUCGGGAUGUUCUCGACUGGACUGACCGACCUGAAGAAGAUGAGAGAAUCCAAAAGUGCUGACAAUAUCCAGUUUCUCCCCUUCCUCACCACGUGUCUUAAUAACCUGGGUUGGCUCUAUUAUGGGCUUCUGAAGGCGGAUCAGACAAUUGUCCUGGUCAAUGUUAUUGGAGCUCUACUCCAGGUCCUCUACAUCAUUGUGUACCUCCUCUACACAAAACAAAAGAGGCUGGUGAUGACACAGACUCUUGCUGCAGGGACGGUGUUGACCUGCGCUUGGUUCUACUUCACCAUGUUUCUUCCGGAGGGAGACACUCGCCUCAGCCAGCUGGGCCUCACCUGCAGCGUGGUGACUGUCAGCAUGUACCUGUCACCCCUCACCGACCUGGUACAGAUCGUGCGUACCGGUGAUGUGACGCGCUUGUCCUUCCCUCUGACUGUAGCCACCUUUUUCACUUCAACCUCCUGGGUCCUGUACGGCCUCCAGCUGAACGACUACUACAUUGUGGUUCCAAACACGCCGGGCAUCCUCACCAGUCUCGUCAGGUUUUAUCUGUUUCGGAGAUUCGCAUCGGUCGUUCAGGGCUCACCGGCGUAUAAGGCUAUGCACAUAUGAGGAGGGCUGCAGGAAGGUCGAGAGGGGACAGAUCUGCCCGGCUCCGUGGAGGCUUCCCCCCCCCCCGAUGCCUUUAUUUGGAACCAUACAGAGAGACAGUGGAGGGACACAAACGACGACACCACGAAUGAAGUGGCGACAACGUCUGGUUACUUGGUUUCACUUUGGGUGAAUAUGUGUGAUACUCUGUGGAGAGAAACAAGUCAGACGUCUUAUAGUAGUUUAUAUUUUUGUGUCGGUUAAGUGCCUUCUCUUAGACCCUGUUUGCUAUUUAAUGUCAACGACAUUGACUGAGUUACCAGCAGGACCUUUGCACCAUGUUCACAAUUCAGUGAGUUGGAUAUCUUCCUAAACUCAUACUAGCCAAAGAUUUUGUGAAGUUGUAAAUUGCUGGUUACUAUUUUUAUGCACAUGUAGUGCUCUCCUCCCUUGUACUAAUGUAAAUACGUAGUAUAUAGUUUUAUAUUUCCACUAGUACUGCAAUGGCGGUUUCAUUUUCCUUUUAAGAGUUUCUACUUAAGCUUCUGUAUCACCCUGCAUACAGACUAUUCAGUGUCAGUUAUAUUUGUUUUGUUUUUCUAAAGACUAUUAAAUACACAUCAGAUGUUAUAUUGUUGAUUUCCUUUUAACUGCAUUUGAGAUUAAAUAACAUAAAAAAGGACAUUGACAAACUAGGGUGUGUUUACAAGAAUAAGGGAUGCUUAUUUCCAUGGUGUCUGGCUGUCAGAGAUAAUUGAGUCUUGCUUUUCUCCUUAUUACAUAAAAUAAAGAGGAGAAAAGCGUGGUAUGCAAAUGAAAGCCGAUUGUCAGUGCUGAUCAUUCACGGCUAAAGGAUGUAAAUAAACUUACUAUAA
This is a messenger RNA of Pungitius pungitius (ninespine stickleback), 1686 nucleotides long. It is a transcript of the gene slc50a1, whose product is annotated as solute carrier family 50 member 1. The transcript has 6 exons. Gene Ontology annotation, molecular function: sugar transmembrane transporter activity. Lineage: Eukaryota; Metazoa; Chordata; Actinopteri; Perciformes; Gasterosteidae. Gene Ontology annotation, biological process: carbohydrate transport. Gene Ontology annotation, cellular component: membrane. Bases 173 to 832 code for a protein of 219 amino acids. The record is from RefSeq and is a predicted model, not a curated record.